Eriocheir sinensis (Chinese mitten crab) is the source of this 7403-nucleotide messenger RNA. RefSeq names its product probable WRKY transcription factor protein 1. NCBI's taxonomy places the organism in Eukaryota, Metazoa, Arthropoda, Malacostraca, Decapoda, Varunidae. The record is from RefSeq and is a predicted model, not a curated record. The transcript has 2 exons. Bases 1713 to 5465 code for a protein of 1250 amino acids.
AAGAAGAAGAAGAAGAAGAAGAAGAACAACAACAACAACAACAACAACAACAACAACAACAACAACAACAACAACAACAACAUUAUAUUAUUGGAAAAUUUGAAAAGUUUGAUGGAAAAGUUUGUAAAAUGAAAAAAAAAAAUUAGAUGAAAAAAAAUUAUUAAAAACACAAAAUUGGAGUCGAGAUUUUAAUUUUUUUGAUAGAGAUGAAAAUUCGGAAAAGUUGAAAAUUCGAAAAAAGUUGAAAAUUUGGAAAUUUUGAAUGUUUUGAGGAGUUAGAAGACGGUGAAAAAUCAAGUAGGAAAAAAAUUGUCGCUGAAAGUUUGAAAAUUUAAAAAAAGAUAUGAUUUUUAGAGAUGAAAAUUCGGAAAAGUUGAACAUUUUGAAAAAGUUGAAAAGUUGGAAAAUUUGAAUGCUUUGAGGGAAAACGGUGAAAAGUCAAAUAGGAAAAAUAUUAGCUGGGAAAGUUUGAAAAUUAUAAAAAAAAUAUACGAAUCUGUGUUUUUUUGAAGAGCAGAAGUGUUUUGAAAAGUUGAAAAGUGGAAAAUAUUUGGAAACGGUGAAAGGAAAAGUUAAGGAAAAAAAAUAUGGCUGUGAAAGUUUGAAAAUUCAUAAAAAGAAGCGAAUUUUUGGGGACAGCUGAAAAGUUUGAAAAUAUCUGAAAAGUUGAAAAUAUCUGAAAAGUUUGAAAAUAUUUGGAAAAAGCGAAAAGUUGUCAAAAAAAUUGUCGCUGAAAGAAGUUUGAAAAUUUAUGAAAAGAAACAACUUUUUGGGUUUGAAAAGUUGAAAAUUUGGCUGUGAAAGUUUGAAAAUUUAUAAAAAGAAAAGCGAAUAUUUUGGGUGAGCUGAAAAGUUGAAAAUUUACAAACGGUGAAAAAAAAAGUUUGAAAAUAUUAAAAGAAAAAGAUACAAUUUGUUUUUUCGAAGAGCAGAAAUGUUUUUGAAAAGUUGUUGAAAAGUUGUUGAAAAGCCGUUGAAAAGUUGUUGAAAAGUCGUUGAAAAGUCGUUGAAAAGUUGUUGAAAAGUCGUUGAAAAGUUGCUGAAAAGUCGUUGAAAAGUCGUUGAAAAGUCGUUGAAAAGUUGCUGAAAAGUUGUUGAAAAGUCGUUGAAAAGUCGUUAAAAAGUUGGAAAUGGUGUGAAAAAAAAAGUUAAGCAGAAAAAAAUAAUAAUUGACUCUGAAAAUUUGAAAAUAAAAAAAAGAAAUAUUGAGUGAAAAUUAAAUGAAAAUUCUGGAAAAGUUGCCAUGAAAGAUAUUUUGGCCGAAGGGAAAAUGAAAAUGUCGGAAAAUCUCGACUUGACCGAACGGAACUUUCUGGAAAAUUCGGUCAAAAAGACUCCGAAUUUUCCGACUAACAACAACAUCAACAACAACAACAAUAACAACAACAACAACAACAAAGAAGAAGAGGAAGAGGAAGAGAAAGAAAGGGAGAGAAAAGGAGAAAAAGAGAGAGAAAAAUUUGGUCUCGAAAAUUCCAAAAAAUGCCAAAUCAAAAAAUGCCCUGGAAAAUGUGGAGAAUAUUCCGAAGAUCCAGAAAAGUGCCGGAAAUGCUCUGAAAAAUGCCGGAAAUGCCCUGAAAAAUGCCCCGAAAAUUCCAAAAAAUGUCAAAACGAAAAAUGCCCUGGAAAAUCUGAAGAAAGUCCCCCAGAUCCAGAAAAAUGUCCGAAUCGUCUCGAAAAAUGCCGGAAAUGCCCUGAAAAAUGCCCCGAGAAUGCCAAGAAAUGCCGGAAUUGUGUGGAAAAUGCCUCGGAAUAUGAAAAAUGCCCCGAUGUGUCUGAAGAAAGUCCCAAAAAUCCCCAAAAAUGUCCGAAUCGUCUCGAAAAAUGCCGGAAAUCCCCUGAAAAAUGCCCCGAAAAUGCCAAGAAAUGCCAGAAUUGUGCGGAAAAUGCCCCGGAACAUGAAAAAUGCCCCUCAAAAUCUGAAGAAAGUCCCAAAAAUCCCCAAAAAUGUCCGAAUCGUCUCGAAAAAUGCCGGAAAUCCCCUGAGAAAUGCCAAGAAAUGCCAGAAUUGUGUGGAAAAUGCCCCGGAACAUGAAAAAUGCCCCUCAAAAUCUGAAGAAAGUCCCAAAAAUCCAAAAAAAUGUCCGAAUCGUCUCGAAAAAUGCCAAAAGAGUAUUGAAGAAGGUUCCAGAAAAUGUCAGAAUCGUUUCGAAAAUGCCCCGGAAAGCGAAAAAUGCCUCAAGAAUUCUGAAUGCGGUCUUAAAAAUCCAGAAAAAUGCCGAACUCGACUAAAAAAUUCGGAAUCAAGUCCAAAAAAUGCCGAGAAAUGUCAAAAUGUUCCCCAAAACGCUGAUUCUAGUUCCCAAAAUACCGGAAAAUGCCAAAAUCGCGUCGAAAAAAUGUCGGAACACGAAAAAAAUGCCGAAAAAUCCAAAAAUUCCCGGAAAAUCGAUGAAAAAUGUCCGAAUUUGGAGAAUCAGGGACCAGUAAGUUGCCGGAUCCGUCCUGGGAACCGAAAACUUGGUACCGAUACUGAAAACUGGAACCGAUACCCCCCAGAGAAUGGUACCGAUACUGAAAACUGGAACCAGUACCCCCGAGAGAAUGGUACCGAUACUGAAAAUAGGAACCGAUACCCCCCAGAGAAUGGUACCGAUGCCGGAAACUGGAACCGAUACCCCCCAGAGAAUGGUACCGAUGCCGGAAACUGGAACCGAUACCCCCAAGAGAAUGGUACCGAUGCUGGAAACUGGAACCGAUACCCCCCAGAGAAUGGUACCGAUGCUGAAAACUGGAACCGAUACCCGCAAGAGACCCAAAAAUCUGGUACCGAUGCUGGAAACUGGAACCGAUACCCGCAAGAGACCCAAAAAUCUGGUACCGAUGCUGGAAAAUGGAACCGAUACCCCCCAGAGAAUGGUACCAAUACUGGAAACUGGCCCCGAAACCCUCAAGAGUGCCGACAACUUGGUACCGAUAACCCUAACUGGCCCCCAACACCUGGUACCGAUACUGACAAUUGGAACCGAUGUCCUCCAGAGACUAGACGUUUUGGUACCGAUAACCCAGACUGGCCCCGAAAACCUGGUACCGAUGCUGAAAACAGGAACCGAUAUCCUCCAGAGACCCGGAAAUCUGGUACCAAUGACGAAAAUUGGAACCGAUGCCCUACGGAGAAUCAACGUUUUGGUACCGAUAACCCAGAGUGGUCCCGUAAACCUGGUACCGAUGCUGAAAAUUGGAACCGGAACUCUAGGAUCGGUACCAAGUGUCCCUUCCUGAAGCGACCUCUCACAGCGCUGCUUCGAAGGUUCUUAGCGGGUCACGUGACGAGGAGGGGAAGCAGGGAAGCAUGGAGAGGCAGGCAACAGAAAGAAAUAGAAGAAGAAGAAGAAAACUUAGACAAAAAAUUAAAGAAAAAACAUAUUUCUCAAAAUUUCUCGCCCCAAAUCGCCCCAAAAUCGAAAAAAAGUUUGCAUUGUGAAAGUUUGGAAAAUUUCGAUAAAAGUUCACCAUUGUUAAGCCCGGUUCGAAAAUGUGAAGUUUUGGCGAAUUUGAGCCCAAGGGGAAAGUUGGAAAAUUCGGGAAAGUUUCGAGGCUCAGAAAGUUCGGGAAAGAAGUUUGAGAGUCUCGCAAGAAACUCCUCCAGAGAGGUUGAAAGUUCGGGGAAAAGUUCGAUGAAGUUUGAAAAUUCGAAAAGUUUGGAAAAGUUCAGAGCCGAACUUUUCCGGGCCAGUCCCAAAAUGAGGAAAAACUGCAAAAUCACGCCCUCGGAAAAUUUCUUGAACUUUCCACCGAAUUUUCCGCCACAAAAGUUCAAAAGUAAAAGUUCGGAUUUGCUCGAAAAAGAACUUGAAAUGGAGGAGGAGGAGGAGGAGGAGGAGGAGGAGGAGAAGGAAGAAGAGAAAGGAAGGGAAGAAGAAGAAGAGGAGGAGGAAGGAAGAAGAGGAGGAGGAGGAGGAGGAGAAGAAAAAGAGAAAAAAUUCGGAUUUCUUGAAAAUUUGAAAAGAUUAACGAAUUUCAGAAGAAGAAGAAGAAGAAGGAAAGAAGAAGAGGAGGAGGAGGAGGAGGAGGAGGAAGAAGAAGAGAAGAAGGAAGAAGAAGAAGAAGAAGAAGAGAAAAUGGAGGUACAGAAAGAGGAAGAGAGAGAAAAUGUGAGAAAGGAGGAGGAGGAGGAGGAGGAGGAGGAGGAGGAGGAAGAAGAGGAGGAGGAAAGAGAAGAGGAAAAUAUGGGCAAGAAAAGGACGAAGCGAGAAAAAGUCGGUGAAAAUUCGGCCGAAAUCGUUGAAAAUUCGCUUGAAAUCGGUGAAAAUUCGUUUGAAAUCGGUGAAAAUUCGCUUGAAAUCGGUGAAAAUGCGUCCAAAAUCGGUGAAAAGUCGCCCAAUAUCAGUGAUGAGAAGUCCCCCAUAGUCAGUGAAAAUUCGCCCCAAAUCGGUGAAAAUUCGACCAAAAUCAAUGAAAAUUCGUCGACCAAAGUCGGUGAAAAUUCGCUUGAAAUCGGUAAAAAUGCGCCCGAAAUCGGUGAAAAUUCGUCGUCCAAAAUCGGUGAAAAUUUGCCCAAAGUUGAUGAAAAUUCGUCCAAAGUUGAUGAAAAUUCGUCCAAAGUUGAUGAAAAUUCGUCCAAAGUUGAUGAAAAUUCACUCAAAGUUGAUGAAAAUUCACCCAAAGUCAAUAAAAACUCGUCUCCCGAAAUCGGUGAAAAUUCGCCCGAAAUCGGUGAAAAUUCGUCGCUCCAAAUCGGUGAAAAUUCGUCCAAAGUUGAUGAAAAUUCGACCAAGAUCAGUGAAAGAAAGUCACCCAAAAUCCGUGAAAAUUCGCCCAAGAUUAGUGAAAAUUCGACCAAGAUUAGUGAAAGAAAGUUACCCAAAAUCGGUGAAAAUUCUCCCAAAAUCAAUGAAAAUUCCCCCAAAAUCCAUGAAAAUUCUCCCAAAAUCCAUGAAAAUUCCCCCAAAAUCCAUGAAAAUUCCCCCAAAAUCCAUGAAAAUUCCCCCAAAAUCCAUGAAAAUUCCCCCAAAAUCCAUGAAAAUUCCCCCAAAAUCCAUGAAAAUUCCCUCAAAAUCCAUGAAAAUUUCCCCAAAAUCCAUGAAAAUUCCCCAAAAAUUCAUGAAAAUUCCCCCAAAACCAACGAGAGAGAAAGAGAAGGAGAAAAGAAGCAGAGAAGAGAGGAGGAAGAGGAAGAAGAGGAGGAGGAGGAGGAAGAGAGGAGGAAGAAGAAGAAGAAGAAGACAGAGGAGGAGGAGGAGGAGGAGGGGAAGAAGGAGAAGAAGAAGAAGAAGAAGAAGCUGCUCUCAAUCUUCCCUCUAUACAAUAGUACCAAUAGUACCAAUAGUAGUAGUAGUAGUAGUAGUAGUAGUAGUAGUAGUAGUAGAAGUAGUGUUAGGACCAAGCGAUUGAUGAAGGAGUAUAAAGUUCUAAGCAAAAGUUCGACCAAGUUCUUCAGCGUCGACCUGGUUAACGAUUGCUUGGACGAAUGGUUGGUAAGUUCGAUUAGAGACAAGUUCGGGGCGCGUUCUAACACGUUCUAACACGUUCUAACACGUUCCAAGUUCAAAUUCUUAAGGUCAUGCUCUCAAAAAAAGUUCAGAAUGCAAAUAACGUAAAAAAGUUGGGUAAUUUUAAGUUCUAACACGUUCUGACAAGUUCUAACAGGUCCGAGUAGGGGCUCCGGUAAGAUCGUAUGUUUAAAAAAAGUUCCAGAUGCAAAAACCGUAAGAAAGUUCGGUAAUUCUAAGCUCUAACAAGUUCUGAGACGUUCUAACACGUUCUAAGAGGUUUCGAGUUCAAGUUCUUUUAAGGUCAUGUUCUCAAAAAAGUUCAAAAUGCAAAUAACGUAAAAAAGCUCGGUAAUUUUAAGUUCUAACACGUUCUGACAGGUUCCCCGAGUUCAAGUUCUUCAGGUCAUGUUCUCCAAAAAAAGUUCAAAAUACAAAUAACGUAAAAAAAGUUCAAAAUACAAAAAAAAGUUCAAAAUACAAAUAACGUAAAAAAAGCUCAGUAAUCCUAAGUUCUAACAAGUUCUGACACGUUCUAACACGUUCCGAGUAGGGGCUCCGGUAAGAUCGUAUGUUUAAAAAAAGUUCCAGAUGCAAAAACCGUAAGAAAGUUCGGUAAUUCUAAGUUCUAACAAGUUCUGACACGUUCUAACCGGUUCCGAGUUCAAGUUCUUAAGGUCACGUUCUCGAAAAAGUUCAAGAAAGAUGCAAAUAACGGAAAAAAGUUCACUAAGUCUAAUAAGUUCGAACAUAUUUGUAUUGGAUUUAAAACCUUAUCAUCGGUAAUACAAUUCGCAUGUUGAGGUUAAAUUUAUCCCACUCUGUAAAUUUGCGUUUCACUUCAAGGCCUAUUUACACACAAACCGCUAUGCCUAGAGGAAAGUCAUCUAGGACAAAUAUGUGUAGAAUUUAAUUGCCUAUCUUUUUGUCUCUAUGCCUUUUUCCCGUAAAAUGCGCCGUUUGGGAGAAAAAGCUUGUUAUCUGGGUUUGAGUGUACGGCGAAAAUACUCAGACUCGAAUUUACCUGUCAAACGUGUUCCCUUCCCUUUUCAUCCGUUCUCUUCCCGUCUUUUCCAUUCUCUUCCCGUCCACUUAUAGGAAAAAUUCUCCUUUUUCUUCUCGUGUUGUCCGUUUCUCUCUAUUUCCUCUUGUUCUCUCUCUAUCUCAAUUUUUAUCAACACUUUUCUCAUCUUUUCUUCUACAAAAUAUCUAAAUUGGCAAUACAUCCUUCUUCUUUCCCUCCUCUUUUCUCCUCUUUCCUCUUGCUCUUUCUUCUUCUCUUUCCACCAAAUUAUAGAACAAUCUUUCCUCUUUCUCCUGGUGUUAUCCGUUUCUCUCUAUCUCUCCUCGUUCUCUCUCUAUCUCUAUUUUUAUCAAUACUUUUCUCAUCUUUCCUUCUACAAAAUAUCUAAGUUGACAAUAUGUUCUUCCCCUUUUCUCCUCUUUCCUCUUGCUCCUCUUACCCCUCCUUCCAUCCACUUAUAGAAAAAUCUCUUCUCUUUCUUCUCCUGUUAUCCGUUUCUCUCUACCUUCUCUCGUUCUUUCUCUAUUUUCAUUUUUAUUACAACUUUUCCAUCUCCCACUCUUCCAAAAUGUAGGGGUUGGCAAUAUACCAUUCCUCUUUCCCUCCUCUUUUCUCCUCUUUCCUCUUAGGCCUCUUCCUCCUCUUUCCACCAACUUACAGAACAAAAUCUCCUCUUUCUCCUCGUGUUAUCCGUUUCUCUCUUUCUUCUCUCGUUCUCUCUCUAUCUCUAUUUUUAUUACAACUUUUCCAUCUUCCAAAAUGUAGGGGUUGGCAAUAUAUCCUUCCUCUUUCCCUCCUCUUUUCUUCUCUUUCCUCUUUGUCCUCCUCCUUCUCUUCCCACCAACUUACAGAACAAAAUCUCCUCUUUCUCCUCGUGUUAUCCGUUUCUCUCUAUCUCCUCUCGUGUUCUCUCUAUCUCCAUUUUUAUCAACACUUUUCAUAUCGCA